UUUGAUCUAUUGUUCACAAAGACUAGGGGGCAUGUGACGAAGUCAGUGUCAUCGUGAAUGAUCCUGACUCCAACAAAUGUCUUAGAAGUGUGAACAACUUCUUGUUGGUCUGUCCUGCCAAAAGCGAUGUUCUGUCUCACUAUUCCAUGCGUAUCCAUGGAAGUGAAAGUUGCAUAUGAGAGCAAUAAAGUUAUAUAAGAGUAGCCUGCGACUACUGAUAUCAGCACGAUCAACAUUUCAGAAACACAACGACUUCACCAUGUGGGAUUUUUUCAAAAGCAGACAACAUAGCAAAGCCGGAUCGGUGAUACCGCACGAGCAAACUGAGGCCGCACACUUAUCUGAUGGCGAAGAACAACCACCCGAGACACCCGAAGAUUACACACCUCGGGAAAAUGCCUUUGACACGGCGCGUCGCCUACAUGGAAGUCUGCACAGAGACUCGGAUUCCUCCUAUUACUCGCGCGCUCAAGAUGAGCAAGGUGAGGAUGAUACAAAGCCUCUGCCGGCACUACCUCCUAGUCCAACAGACACAAUUCCUAACGCCAGUUAUUUGUUUUGGAGCUCCCAGCGCUCCGAAAUGUGGGCUAAUCAUGUUGCGAGCAUCUGGUGGCCUACGGUCAACCUGAAAGAUGGUAUAAGCAACAAAAAGGCCUUGCCUAGUCCAAUGGAUAUGCCAGAGCCAGAACCUCGAGUGGAGAAGUCCUUUGAGGAGAAGCCAGGAUACGAGGUCGACAUUAAGGCCAAGGUCAAGUCCAAUGCUACGAAGCUACCACGCGGGCCAAAAUUAACCUUGCAGAUACCCAGAUCCGAUUGCAAGCCAAUGCAGUUUCGCAUGUACAGACCAUGCAUCACAAACGAGGAGCGUGCCGAAUGGAAGGAGAACAUGUUUUGA
This is a messenger RNA of Aureobasidium pullulans EXF-150, 895 nucleotides long. RefSeq lists its product as uncharacterized. NCBI's taxonomy places the organism in Eukaryota, Fungi, Ascomycota, Dothideomycetes, Dothideales, Saccotheciaceae. The record is from RefSeq and is a predicted model, not a curated record. Bases 176 to 895 code for a protein of 239 amino acids. The transcript is spliced from 2 exons.